GAAAUAGGUUCAUAUUAGCGUUAAGGUAAGGGCUGGGCGGAAAUCGACUAUGAGUAAGAUUAGGGACAGGCUGUAGAGAAUGAAUGAAAGUCAAUAAGGUCAUGUCUUCGCCAUCCUAGGAAAAAAAUGCUGUCCCGGUCAUGUUCAUUUUUGGUUUUGUUUAUGUUCGUGUGUGUGCUUGUCCAUAGUUGUGUCUAAAAGUUUACGUGGGCUAGGGUUAGGCGAUGUAGGCCUGUCCGCGUAGUGAAAGAGAAGAGAAGUGAGGGAUUAGGGGAUUGGGAUUAGGAUUAGGGGACCUGUGUGAGAUAGUGAAUUUAAACACAGGCAGACAAUAUCCAAACCACCGUAAUUUAACUUGAAUUUUUCUGGAGACUACGCCACUUACGCAUGAUGUCAGUUAACCAAACAGGGCGAGGUGAGGGAGAUGAAGUGGACAUGAGAGCUGCUGGCUGGUAGGCCUGGGUCAUGAACUUUGUCCUUAUUUUUUAGAGUCCUGUCCUCUGUUUGCAGCUGACGACUAACAUCAGCAGUUGAGACAAGUGGGAAACUCAGCCUAAUCUAAGGGCCGAGACCGUUCUGCCCAGCACCCUGAGACACGAACACCAUCCUAAAGAGACAUCAUGGCUUACUCAAGGAUCCGCGUAAAACUUCUCCCAAGCUUUCGCUGUUUAUUUGAUAAAGCGGUUCAGAUUAAAGUGGAAGGACUUGCUCCUCGCCAGAGAGUAGAACUGAGAUCCAAACUUGUGGAUGACAGAGGGGUGAUUUUCAAGGCGUCGGCCCGCUACGCAGCAGAUGAAACUGGCCAGGUGGAUGUCAACCGUUCUCCCUCUCUGGGAGGAAGCUACACUGGAGUGGAACCCAUGGGUCUGUUUUGGGCCAUGGCACCAGAGACACCACACAGUAAACUGCUGAAGAAAAAUGUGCUAAGUCCCACACUGGUAGAGAUAGGUGCACUGUGUGAAGAUACUGGUGAGGUGUUGGCCUCUGAAACCAAUGAGAGAGGAUUCAUGACAGAGGGAAUGAGAAGAAUUCCUCUGCAGGAGGACAGAAUAAGAGGAGUCCUCUUCCUGCCACCAGGAGAGGGUCCUUUCCCAGGGAUUCUGGAUUUGUACACCUUUGGUGGAGGCCUUUGUGAACCCAGAGCCAGUCUCUUGGCAAGUAAAGGUUUUGCCGUUCUGGCACUGGCUUAUUAUCGCUACCAGGAUUUACCCAAAACUCCCCCGAAACAUUUUGACCUGGAGUACUUUGAAGAGGCAUUAAACUUUCUCAAGAGACAGCCACAGGUCCAAGACCCUGGGAUAGGCAUCUUAUCGAUCUCUCACAGUGGCGGCAUGGCUUUGUCAAUGUCAUCUUUUUUCUCUGGGAUCUCAGCAAGUGUCUGCAUCAAUUGCUGCAAUGCGAAUACUGUGAUUCCAUUACGCCACAAAGAUACUGUUAUCCCCAUCCUUAUGCCAGACGUUGAGAAUGUUAAAAUCAGUGACUCUGGACUUGUGGACAUAAGGGAUGCCUUGCCGGACACCAUCUUAGAAAAGCACCAGGCUUCUGUGAUCCCUAUUGAGCGUGCCAGCUGCCAGUUCCUCUUUGCUGCAUCUGAAGAUGACCGCAACUGGAACAGUCCUCUUUUUGCCAAGCGAGCCACUGAAAGGUUGAGGAAUCAUGGCAAAGAGACAUUUGAGCUGGUUCAGUACCCCAAAGCUGGACACUUAUUGGAAGUGCCCUACAUGCCUCAUUGUCCAUCUGGGUUCCAUGGAGCUGUGGGGACUGCGGUGGCGUUUGGUGGGGAACCAAAAGCCCACGGUGAGGCUCAGCUGGACCUGUGGCUCAGAGUCCAAGAGUUCUUCAGAAAGCACUUGGGCAACAAGAAUAUCUGCUAGAAAGCAAUGCUCAAACACAGCAGCUGAAAAGGUCUUGAUCCUCACGUAUGAAACAUCUCAGAGUAGUAGUGCUUAACAGUAGCAGCCCCAAACUUGUACUUAAUGAAACUCUAAGAGGGUUAUGUAGUGAUACUUGAUUAGCAAUUCUACACUGAAAUGCCUUCUUAGAUUUCAGUACUAAUUGGUGCAAACUAAUUUUUUACAUCAGCAUUAAUGAUGAGGUGUCACAAAUGUAUGUUUGUAAAAUAGUUUGACAUAAUGUCACAGAGAAUGUAUAAUAGUACCAUGUCUCAAUGAAUGAAAUCUAAAAAUCCAUGAGAUGUGAACCAAGAAGCAGCUAUGAGUAAUGAUCUCACCCACCUUCAUCAGUACUUACAACACAUGUUUUUUUGUUUUUUUAACUUUGGUCACAAUGUAGGUAAAAUAACCACUUGAGUGUUGUUAAUGUAAUGUUGUCGACAUACUGCCAAUCCAGUUGUAACAUUCUCAGAUUUGGCUAGGGUUAUGAAACUGAAAGUGUUUGAAUCAUAACGUUCUGACUUCUUGAAAUUAAGACAAAUAAUAAUUGUUUUUUCUGAGGAUAGGUUUUCUGUUGUUAUAAAUUUACUUAAUGCUAGCGUACGUUUUGUCUUUUGAAUAAAAUAAAACAAAAACACUGAUGCUUUGUAUUAUGCUAUCUAGUAUAUAUCCUGUAUAUCCCCAAUGCAGUUAUAACCCUGGUGUAUAAUGAUGAUUCACCUGCUGGGUGUAUUCAGUAAACAAAUGAUAUAGGAAGAAAUAUUGUCUCCUUGCUGCCAGCAUACACCAGAUAUGUAUGUGACCUGAAAUAAUGCACCUAACAUAAUGAACAUUAGUCUCUUUUUGCUCUCAUUUUGUUUAAUUUUAGGGUACUUACAAUUUCAGAUUGUUCUGACACUCUGUAGAGACAGGUAAAAUAAACACUUGACAACAUUA
Myripristis murdjan (pinecone soldierfish) is the source of this 2828-nucleotide messenger RNA. RefSeq names its product acyl-CoA thioesterase 20 (gene acot20). The coding region runs from base 621 to 1874 and encodes 417 amino acids. The transcript has 4 exons. The record is from RefSeq and is a predicted model, not a curated record. Gene Ontology annotation, molecular function: fatty acyl-CoA hydrolase activity. Lineage: Eukaryota; Metazoa; Chordata; Actinopteri; Holocentriformes; Holocentridae. Gene Ontology annotation, biological process: acyl-CoA metabolic process; fatty acid metabolic process.